Ipomoea nil (Japanese morning glory) is the source of this 1763-nucleotide messenger RNA. RefSeq lists its product as uncharacterized. The coding region runs from base 121 to 1536 and encodes 471 amino acids. The transcript has 12 exons. The record is from RefSeq and is a predicted model, not a curated record. NCBI's taxonomy places the organism in Eukaryota, Viridiplantae, Streptophyta, Magnoliopsida, Solanales, Convolvulaceae.
AAAAAGAUGAAGCAUGAACCACCAAUCCAACUCACGGCGGUAAACAGGCUUGCCCCCGACUUCAGUCUCUGAGCGAGAGAGUGUGAGACUGAAGUCUCGCCGACCUCAGCGGUUGCAGCCAUGGCGGCGGCGGCGGCUACCUCUCCGUUUCUCGGCCACAAGCCACUUCACACUAUUCCCCUACUGCAGUGGAAAUCCUCUCCUCGGCGAUUUGCUGAUAAUUCGAUUUGCAAAUUCAAGAUACAAGCACUCUUUUGGGGUCCAAGGAAAACUGUGCAGCCUAAUGUGAAGGAUCUUACGCUGGGGGAAUUCUCUCUGCUAGGGAAGGGAUCAGAGGGAGACUCAGAAAAUUUGGGAAAGAAGAUAUUGGUUUCUGUGGUUUCCUCUAUAUCAGAGGUUUCACCAGAAGAGUGGGAUGCAUGCAGUCUUGAUGCAACUGGUCCUGAACAAUUUAAUCCAUUUCUUACCCAUGCUUUUCUAUCAAGCUUAGAGGAAUCUGGUAGUGCAGUAAAGAAGACAGGCUGGAUACCACAACACAUCAUUGCCCGGGAUGAAUUGAAAAAUGUUUUAGGUGUUAUUCCUCUCUACCUCAAAAGCCAUUCAUAUGGCGAAUAUGUGUUUGACCAUUCUUGGGCAAAUGCCUAUCACAGUUAUGGUUUGAGCUAUUAUCCAAAAUUGCAGUGUUCUAUACCUUUCACUCCAGUUACCAGCCCAAGGAUCUUAGUCCGUAACACGUCAUAUCGAGAGGAAGUUUUUGAUAUGUUAGUCUCUGCAAUGAAGGAUUUGGCAGUCAAGCUUAAGGUGUCAUCUCUUCAUAUUACCUUUAACUCUUCGAACGAGUGGGAGAAAUUGGGGGAAAAAGGUUUUUUGCAGAGGAUUGGAAUGCAGUACCACUGGAAAAACCGUAACUACAAAAACUUUGAUGAAUUUUUGAUGGACAUGAAGCAAAGUAAAAGGAAAAAUAUUCGUCAAGAGCGCAAGAAGAUUUCUUCGCAAAAUCUGACCAUGAAGCGCUUAAGAGGAUAUGAAAUCAAGGCUAAGCACUGGGAUACAUUCUAUCAGUUCUACAGGAAUACAACAGACAACAAGUGGGGUAGUGCCUAUUUAACAAGAGAUUUCUUUCACCAUAUGGGUUCAAAGAUGGGUGAUCAAGUAAUGCUUAUUGUUGCUGAAGACGGAGAUGAGCUUGUUGCUGGAGCUCUUAAUCUUAUUGGAGGAGAUACAUUGUACGGGCGCUUGUGGGGAUGCCUUCCAGAAGCCUAUUACCCAAACUUGCAUUUCGAAGCUUGCUACUACCAGGCCAUUGAAGCAGCAAUAGAGCUUAAUCUUCAAACAGUUGAGGCAGGAGCUCAGGGUGAACAUAAAAUCCAAAGGGGAUAUCUGCCAGUCACUACUUACAGCAGUCAUUAUCUUGUGGAUGAAGAGUUCAGGGAUGUCAUUACCGAUUUCUUGGUGCGAGAAGCUGCUCAGCUUAAACUUGUGAUGAAGCUAUUACACGAUUCAGGUCCCUUCAAGGACGAUCUGGAGCUGAAGUAAGGAUUUUCCCUUAGUAGUCUCCGGGGAUGAUAAAGGUCAGGCCACUAAAAGCAAACUACUCUUGGCUGCUUAUACUGUACAUAUAAUUAACGUCAAGAUGUUUGGGGGAGGGGGAGUGUCUUGGUCAAUACCUCCAAUCAGAAAAGUUGUGAAUAACGGAAUGAGAAUCUCAUACGUGUACAGCAAAAAAAGUUUACUUUUAUUGGAAAGUGAUAAUAUUAUGUUUA